AUGGACUCUGCCUGGGCAUUCGAUCAAUUGAUGGAAACCGACAAUUCCGAUGGCUUCAACUUAGAUCACGCUCCCUCUGCGCACUGGCCCAUUAUGGAAUCUGAUUGGAUAAUCGAUCAAUUCAAGGAGAUUGACAAUUUCGAUGGCUUCGACUUGGAUUCUGCUGAUUUUGGCACGUCUGGAUCUUUCAAUGCCGAUGACAACAAUUUCUUUGAAACAUCAGGUAUCCCAGACGAUGGAUCGACAUCUCACACUUCUUGGCGGCCAUCGACACUUACGGAGCAAACUGCGGCUAAUGUCGCCAAUCCUGCGCAAGCCAGCGAGUCCCAAUACAAUGGCGAAGAGGUUCACCUUGAUCCUCCACUAUUUUUGCUCAAUGGUAAAGAGCAACAUAAUGGUGACCAACCAGUUACUCCUAACUACCAGCCGGAACUAUCUGGUCUGACAGCUUCUGGUUUCCAUAGUUACCAGCGAGAAACUCAGAUGAUAUCAAUGGGUUCGGGUGACGCUGAGUUGGGUGUCACCGAAGCCUCUGACCCUAUUACGCAUCUUCCUCCAUUAGAAUCGAUGUCUGACGUGUCACAACAUAGGGCCAAGCGAAGACGUACGUCCAAAAGCUCAUCGAGAAACGGGAAAAAGAAACGGCAGACACGCAUCAUUAUUUCUCCAGCUGCACAAAAGGUUCUAGAGCAGCAUUUUUAUAGCAGCCCAUACCCCGACGAAACGGAAGUGGCAAUAUUAGCGGAUGAAACAGGUCUCCCCAUACGGUCUGUCAGGAAUUGGUUCUCUAACAGCAGGACGCGGAAAACCGAGGCCAAUGGUAAAUUCCCUGAGACCGAUAACACCAGCAUGAUCUCUUUCGCAUUUGCCAUGGACAUGCGGCUAACCAACGAAAACAGACGUUCAUACUUGUCCACUGGAAAAGACCAGUACGGUUGA
Molecule: messenger RNA, 939 nt
Organism: Pyrenophora tritici-repentis Pt-1C-BFP
Lineage: Eukaryota; Fungi; Ascomycota; Dothideomycetes; Pleosporales; Pleosporaceae
Product: Homeodomain-containing transcription factor
Molecular function (GO): DNA binding
Source: RefSeq, a predicted model, not a curated record